Molecule: messenger RNA, 897 nt
Organism: Ostreococcus tauri
Lineage: Eukaryota; Viridiplantae; Chlorophyta; Mamiellophyceae; Mamiellales; Bathycoccaceae
Product: Decaprenyl diphosphate synthase-like
Exons: 1
Coding region: 1-897 (298 amino acids)
Biological process (GO): polyprenol biosynthetic process
Cellular component (GO): endoplasmic reticulum
Source: RefSeq, a predicted model, not a curated record
AUGGCGUCGCGCGCGUCGUCGCGCGCGUCGAGCGGUUUCGGACGAUGGUUUCGUCGCCUCGUCUGCGCCGCGCUGCGCCGGAGGGGCGUCCCGGGACACGUCGCGGUGAUCAUGGAUGGAAAUCGUCGGCACGCGCGACGCCGAGGCGCGAGCGCGACGGUGGGACACCGCGCGGGGGCGGAGACGCUGAGCGCGGCGUGCGAGUGGUGCUUCGACCUGGGCGUGAAAGUGUUGAGCGUCUACGCCCUGAGCACGGAGAAUUUUGGACGCGCGGAGGAUGAAUUGGACGGAUUGUUCGAACUCGCGACGGAGCGGCUGGAGAUGUUGGGGAAGGAUGCGCGAUUGGCGAGGCAUCGGGCGCGGGUGACGGUGAGCGGCGACCUGAACGCGUUGCCGAAAGCGGUGCGAGAGGCGGCGAUGGCGGUGAUGGAGGCGACGGCGGCGAACGAUGGACCGAUUUUGAACGUGUGCAUGGCGUACACGGGGAGAGAGGAUCUCGCGCGGGCGAUCGUUGAGACGAGAAAAGAGGUGAAAGCGGGAAGGUUGGACGCGAGCGACGUGAACGAGCGCGCGCUCGAGAGAAGGCUGUACGGUCAAUCAGGCGGCGCGCCGCUCCCUGCGGUGGAUUUACUCGUGCGAACGAGUGGGGAGACGCGGUUGAGCGAUUAUAUGCUCAUGAACUGUCGAUUCGCGGCGUUGGUGUUCACCGAGACGCUGUGGCCAGAUUUCACGUUUUGGGACAUGGUGGACGCGGUUUGGAGAUAUCAGCGCGGCGCAGAUGGUUUGCGCCGCGCGCGAGAAGUGUACGAGGCGCGCACGUCGACGAAGCGCGGAGGUGAAGAUGUCGACGACGCGUCAGUCGUCGCCGAGGUAUCGGUGGGAUCUCGGAAGAAGUAG